This is a messenger RNA of Salvia splendens (bonfire salvia), 1151 nucleotides long. Its product is annotated as E3 ubiquitin-protein ligase BOI. The transcript is spliced from 3 exons. Bases 141 to 1115 code for a protein of 324 amino acids. Gene Ontology annotation, molecular function: ubiquitin-protein transferase activity. The record is from RefSeq and is a predicted model, not a curated record. Lineage: Eukaryota; Viridiplantae; Streptophyta; Magnoliopsida; Lamiales; Lamiaceae.
GUUUAUGCUCUGAUACCAUAUUAGAAAUGGGCCACUCACCCCUUAAAAGACCUUUUAAGGGGAGAGUGGCUCGUUUCUAAUAAUAACUGUGUUCUUCCUGCAGAAGUAGAAGUAAAUCAGCUACAUAUACAUUUUCUGAAAUGUUCAGAGGCAACAACAGCAACACUGCUUCCCCAUCGUUUCUUGAAAACCAUCUUCAAUACCUGGCAGAUGUCUCAAAUCAGCUGCAAUCAUGUGGAAACUUACCUGUGAAAUUUCAUUCGGACCCAGUAAAUUAUCUUGGAAGUAACAACAACGCUCCAUUCCUCCUGUCGAAUAAAUGUAGAAGGGAUGCUGAAGCCAUUCCGAGGCUGCAAAAUUAUCCAUUUUCCUUGAGCAAUAAAACUUCAAAUGAUGAAUCGGAGAGAAGAGCCAGCACGUUGAACCUAAAUCCCGUGUCCACUGGUUUAAGACUCUCUUAUGAUGACGAGGAGCGGAACUCCUCCAUCACUUCUGCAAGUGGAAGCCUGACGGUAGCAUCGUCAGUUUUUCCUUAUCUGAGCAAUGACAUAAAAAGUGAACUUGAUCAUCAAAAGGAAGAACUAAACCACUUUAUCAGAACUCAGGAAGAAAAUAUGGUGAAAGGGAUCCGAGCCACGAGGCAGAGACACAUGGCUUCUUUCGCAGCUGUAGAGAAACGCGUAACCACAAAGCUGCGCGAAGACAUUGAGCUGGAGACCAUAACCCGCAGAAACAAAGAACUGGUUGAGAGCAUGAAGCAAGCAACGAGUGAGGCCCAGAACUGGUGCUAUAUGGCCAAGUACAACGAGUCAGUCGUGAAUGUUCUGAAAACCAAUCUCGAGCAAGCCAUGCGGGGGUCAAACGCAGGCAAAGAAGGGCGUGGAGAGAGCGAUGCCGAUGACGCUGCGUCUUGCGUUGAUCCGAACAACUACCUCAGCGUCUCCGCUCCCACGAAGAAAGACCUCAUCUGUAAAGCUUGCAAAGGCAAGGAGGUAUCCAUUCUGUUAAUGCCGUGUAGACAUUUCUGUUUGUGUAGAGAGUGUCAAGCCUUUGCAACUGUUUGUCCUGUCUGUCAGAUGAUUACAACUGCUAGUUUCGAGGUCCAUCUAUCUUGAAUGGAGUAUCAAUCAAAUGGACUAGUAUUUAACUUA